AAAAUCAAAUACUUCGCUUUCAAUUUCAAUCUAAAACAUAGAUCUAAAUUUUGUCUUCACACUUUUGCACUUCACUAAUUCAACAACCCUUUUGAUCGGUGAAUUAGGGAUCAACGAUGCUGAUUUAUCCACUCCCUGCAGCCUUGUACCAAUGAUGAGACAAAUUUGGUGGUUCCAGACACCCCUCCAUAUUAUUGCAUCAAGAGAAGCAGAUUGGUCGAGAUUCGAGAACUAUGUCGCAUGCUUAGACGUACAUGGUUUCUUCUUCCGCCAUCAAUUGUGCGGCAAUUUUUCUUUUUUCGCUUUGGCGAGAUUAAGCGGAGGGAAGAGGAUGCUUGGUCUCAGGCGGCCGAAGGUUGUAGAGGUACAGAAGAUGGAUGAUUGGCCUCUGGCGGCCAAAGAUCAUGAACGAAGUGUGGGGCUAGAGGCUGGAACAGAUCUAGAUCCGAGGUCAUCUGUGUUAGGUGGUGACAGAAGAGGCUUGGUAGAGAACAUGAUGAAGAAGAAUUAAGGUGAGAAAGAAGCUACAGUACUGCUGGAUUGUCCCCCUUCUUAACCGCCGCCAUGGAGUGAGUCUAGGGUUUGUAAGCAGCUUUUUAAUUUUAUUGUUUGCUUGCAAUUUAUUUUUCAUGUUCAGUCUGCUUAUUUUGUUGUUGAUUACUUUUAUUAUUGUAAGUUUCUUGCAUUAGGAUUGGGUGAUGGGAAACCUGCUUUAACCGUUUUUGGCUCAUUUAUGCCCAUUAUAGGAUCGGCGAGUUAUAUUGCUUUUUUUAAGGUGAUUGACAUCUAAGUCUUGUUCGAGGGCUGGCGAUUGUAUGUGGUCCUUUUGUCACUGGA
Molecule: messenger RNA, 837 nt
Organism: Cuscuta epithymum
Lineage: Eukaryota; Viridiplantae; Streptophyta; Magnoliopsida; Solanales; Convolvulaceae
Source: the annotation of a GenBank genome assembly